Drosophila willistoni is the source of this 2674-nucleotide messenger RNA. RefSeq names its product nuclear hormone receptor HR96 (gene Hr96). Gene Ontology annotation, biological process: negative regulation of transcription by RNA polymerase II; cell differentiation; positive regulation of transcription by RNA polymerase II. Gene Ontology annotation, molecular function: zinc ion binding; nuclear receptor activity; RNA polymerase II cis-regulatory region sequence-specific DNA binding. The record is from RefSeq and is a predicted model, not a curated record. Lineage: Eukaryota; Metazoa; Arthropoda; Insecta; Diptera; Drosophilidae. The transcript has 5 exons. Bases 316 to 2550 code for a protein of 744 amino acids.
GCUCGUACACACAUAUUGGAUUGGAACUUGGACGGGACAUUAAUUCUUAUUCAUUGAAAAUAUGUGGUGAUAACGAAAGCGAAAUUUACGUGCGAGAGAGGGCAGAAUGUGCAAUUAAGAAAAUUUUAUUUAAAAUGUAGCUGGGGCCAGCGCCAAUUGUGAUAGAACGCACGUUAUUCCCAACUCCAGCUUCUGGCCCUGUUUGCCUCUCCCGCGCUAAAUCCCAGUUCUGACCUGUCGUCCGUACACAGAAACCACAACAAAAGCAGAGCCAAUUAAAAAAUCAAUCACAAUUCUAAUUGAAAGCUGUGUGACAUGUCACCGCCAAAAAACUGCGCGGUGUGCGGGGACAAGGCAUUGGGAUAUAAUUUCAAUGCUGUCACCUGCGAAAGCUGUAAGGCUUUCUUUCGGCGCAAUGCCUUGGCCAAGAAGACAUUUAAUUGUCCUUUUAAUCAAAAUUGUGAGAUUACGGUUGUAACGCGUCGUUUUUGCCAGAAAUGCCGCCUGAAAAAGUGCCUGGACAUUGGCAUGAAGAGCGAAAACAUCAUGUCCGAGGAGGACAAGCUCAUCAAACGGAGGAAAAUUGAAACGAAUCGCGCCAAAAGGCGGAUGAUGGAACACGGAGUUGGCGGUUCGGAGGCCGAUGGUGAUACAGAUGAAAGCAAAACCCCGGCUGAUAGCAGUAGUAGCAAUUUGGAUAUGUAUGCCGGCUCACAGGAUUCGCAAAGUUGCGGAUCGGCUGACAGUGGCCCAAAUACCACUGGAAGUGGUACCAUGGCAACAGCGGGACGUAGUCGAUCAGCACAAGAGAUGAAUCCCCUGCUAAUGACGGCCGAUCAAAUUGUUGACGAGAUAGUAUCAGAUCCGGAUCGUGCCUCUCAGGCCAUAAACCGACUGAUGCGUACCCAGAAGGAGGCUAUAUCGGUAAUGGAGAAGGUUAUAAGUUCACAAAAAGAUGCCUUAAAACUAGUGUCACAUUUAAUCGACUAUCCGGGCGAUGCCCUCAAGAUCAUCAGCAAGUUUAUGAACUCACCCUUCAACGCUCUGACAGUAUUCACCAAAUUUAUGAGCUCUCCAACGGACGGGCUAGAAAUUAUAUCAAAAAUUGUUGAUUCACCCGCCGAUGUGGUUGAAUUUAUGCAGAACCUAAUGCAUUCACCAGAAGAUGCCAUUGACAUAAUGAACAAAUUCAUGAACACCCCCGCCGAGGCUCUCAAAAUGCUAAAUCGUAUCCUUAGUGGACCGAAUACGGCCACUGCAGAAAGGAAACCGACGUUGCAGACAGACAAGCAGACUAAUGGAGGAUCUGGAUUUGACACCGUUCUACAAACUAUGCUGGGCAGCAACGAAAGCGCCUCCAUUGCAUCUGCCUCGCCACUGAGUAACAGUGGAGAUCUGGAUUUAAAUUAUCAAUCGCCCAGCCAAAUUACUACAAGUCAUCAUCACACCCUGGUCUCAGAUGAACAGCCCAGCACAUCAGGAACUAGCAAUACCAAUCCCUUGGCCUACAUAGCCAAUUCACCUGAUUUUGACCUUAAGACCUUUAUGCAAACCAAUUACAACGAUGAGCCCAGCCAGGAUGGCGACCUGAGCAUCAAUUCAAUUGAGUCCGUGCUGUCAGAGGUCAUACGAAUUGAGUAUCAAUCGUCCAGUCUACAGGCUGCUUCCCGCAUUAAAGAGGAGAUGUCGUUUUUGGGUGGUCAGCCAUCAUCUGGUUAUAGUGGCUGUAACCCAGCUAAUUUACACAACCUCCAACAGCAGCAACAACAACAACCCACUUGCGCCCCCUCCAGCCUGAUAAUGGAACGUGAUCUAAACGAAGCGGAGCAAAUGAAAUUGCGGGAACUGCGACUGGCCAGUGAGGCUCUUUAUGAUCCCGUGGACGAGGAUCUCAGUGCCUUGAUGAUGGGCGACGAUCGCAUUAAGCCCGAUGAUACACGUCACAAUCCAAAACUUUUACAACUUAUCAACCUUACGGCGGUGGCUAUUAAGCGACUUAUCAAAAUGGCCAAAAAGAUAAGUGCUUUCCGUGACAUGUGCCAAGAGGAUCAGGUGGCCCUACUUAAAGGAGGCUGCACCGAAAUGAUGAUAAUGCGCUCAUCUAUGGUCUAUGAUGAUGAUCGUGGUGCCUGGAAGGUGCCUCAUACUAAAGAGAAUAUGGGUAACAUUCGAACAGAACUUUUAAAGUUCGCCGAAGGCAAUAUCUAUGAGGAGCAUCUCAAAUUUAUAAGUACCUUUGACGAGAAAUGGCGUAUGGAUGAAAAUAUUGUUUUGAUAAUCUGUGCUAUUGUUCUCUUCACACCGGCCAGGCCACGUGUGAUACACAAGGAUGUCAUAAGAUUGGAACAGAAUUCCUACUAUUAUCUUCUGAGAAGAUAUUUGGAAAGCGUUUACUCUGGAUGUGAGGCUAAGAACGCUUUUAUUAAACUAAUCCAAAAGAUUUCAGAUGUGGAGCGUCUGAAUAAAUUCAUUAUUAAUGUCUAUCUAAAUGUAAAUCCAUCCCAGGUGGAGCCUUUACUCCGUGAAAUAUUCGAUUUGAAAAAUCACUAAAAAAAGAAAAACAAAACAUAAAAUAUUACGAUAUGCGCACCGUGCAUCAAAUGCUGCGUUUGUUAAACGACGUGCUCUUGUUGGUUUUUAUAUAUAUAUAAUUAUAUAGUCUAUCUAACGAUUA